CGGAGCUCUUGGCUUGCAGACCUGCUUUUCUUGGCAUUUUCACGACGGCAGGGCCGCGUGAAGUGUCUGUGAGCUGCACAAAGGCCUGCGGUGAUGACAUCGAUCAAACACCCAUGCCGCCGUCAUCUGUCUGUAGUGACACCCUUCGGACGGAUUGAGGUGCGAGAGGGGACGCAGGAGGGUCUGAUGGCAUCAGCACUGAUAGCCUGUGUGCUUUCUGCAUGUUUGUGGCAGAUUCGGUGCUUUCCGGUGUCGUUGCGCUGUUGAGCGAAAGAGGAGGACAGCACUCCAUCGUAGGCAUCGGAGACCAUCAUGGGCUGCAGUGCAGCCAAGGUACGGGAAGCGAAAACAAGCCGCUCGGAUGUUGACAGAUCGAUGAGGCGCCACACCUAUGGACUCACUCAUUUGAUGUCCGUGAUGUGUCUGUCGCGGGUGUGCAGAUGUCGGGUGCUGCUGCUGGUGAAGGAGGUGGUGGUGGUGGAUCUACGGCUAGCGAGCCAUCUUCGUCGGCUGCGUCUGCCGCUAACUGUAACCAACACUUUCGCUGCAGAAAGGCACCACAAUGCCGGCACACCUCUGUAUCUGUGUGGCGUUUUGCAGGCGCGGUCAGCGCAUCGUCGGCGAACCAGCACCAGCAGCAGCAGCAGCACAUUAAUGCCGCUGACGUGCCGCAAGAUGUCGCACCGACGGUUGCCGAGUACGUCGGGAGCUACUCACAGCUGGAGGCGCUCAUCGACGCCCACCCCACACAAUUCACCGCCGCCCUCCUGCUGCCCAUCCUCACCGAACUGCUGCCCCUCGUGGUGGCCUCGAUCUUUGGCGCUUUGGUGGAGGUGCCCAUCCCUCAGCUGACCCAGAGUGUGUCCAUCAUUGUGGCCAUCACACGUUGGCUCUUCAUCCUCGAGGGGGGCGGCAACUGGGCCAGAUGGAAGCCUCACCUGGAGAUGCUGUACUUGCUGAGGGGCAAUAGGCCUGUGGUGCUGGGUGACGACAACUUCGGCGUGUUUGGCAGCCGGGCGGCCUUCAUCGGCGAGGCAGAGGCGGUGCGGCAGUGGAAGAUACUCAGCUGGGGGGUCAUUGUCAGUUUUCGAAACCAGCUACAGCUGAUGAACGGCAACACCAUCCUUCGCUUUCACAUUUGCCCUUACACCCCCACCCUCUUUGCCAGCCCCGUCUUCCCUCACGUACCAUUCGACCCCACCGACCCGCCCACUAAGCUGAGCGGCUUGACGUACCCCAACUACACAUCAAUGGUGGCAUUCGUCUUGUUCGGCUGGCUCUAUUACGACAGCGACUUCCCUUGCAUCAGGUCCUGGGUGUCUUGGCGUCGUGCCUCUGCUGCACGCCGGCGUGUCGUUGCAGUGCUGGCGGCCUCUCCCAGCGAUGAGGCACAGUGGGGGGCGGGGGCGGCCGUGUUCGACAAGCGGCUCCCGGACGUGGACGGGGUGGUACGACAUCAUCGGCUAGUGGUGCUGGGCAGUGAGGCGGUGGGAAAGGGACGCCUGGCACUUAUUUGGCUGAGCGAUCACAAAUUUCCCUCUGAUGUGUCCGUGUACACGACCGAGUGGUUCCCCCACGACAAGACGCGCAAUGCCGUGAUGAGAAUGCUUGGGGAUCAGCUGGGGGGAAAGAUGUGGCGGAAGGAGGAUGAGGUGAACGAGGACAGGCAAGCCACGGCCUGCACUGUGAUGUGAUCGGGGCUUUGCCGAUAUGUCGAUUUUCCCAUGACAGAGGGAUGGUUGGCGGUCAAUAGGAGCGGAGACAGACAGACAGACAGACAGGCAGCGGGUUUUUCGUCGCUGCCCGUCUGCUUGCAUGGUGCCUCUGUAUGCGUUCCCCUGGCUGCAUGCUGCGCAUGUCUCUCUGGUGAGGCAUGGCGUGACGUAUGUCUGUGUUGAUGGAACACGUGAAUGAAUGCGCCCCUUCGCCAGCUGCUGCCCCUGCCCAGUCGCUGAGGCGCACGCAUGGCGAGAUCUCGCCGCAGGAAGAAGUGUGAGACUUGAUCUGUUCCAUGCACAUAUGUGAUUAGAUCAGCCUUCUGUGUUGUUGCCCCACGUGGGCAGUCAGUGAGUGAGGUUGGCUGGCCAGUUGGUUGUCUGCGAGGGGGCGGGUGCCUUGUCAUGUGGCCGGAUGGAUGGAUGGAUGUGUGGACACGACAAUCGCAUGGAUGGAUGGAUGGACACCUGUGGACAGAGGGUGGUGUGGUGGUGUCAUCCAUCGGUCGACUGAAGCUCUGCGUGUCUUGCGAUGAGAGAGCUGUGAUUCAAUCCAAGAAGCUGGCAG
Messenger RNA from Vitrella brassicaformis, 2283 nucleotides. The record is from the annotation of a GenBank genome assembly. NCBI's taxonomy places the organism in Eukaryota, Vitrellaceae.